AUGGCGACCGUGAAACGUGUUACUGUGAGAGAUAUUGCUGUUUGGAACAAAGAAAAAUUCGAGGAAGGGUUAGGGUUUGCGAGGACAAUGUUUGGGAUAAGUUCGAUGCAUGAAGAGCAGCUGGAGGCUUUACGACAUUUUUUCCGAGGAAAACAUUUGUAUUUCAGCGCACCAACUGGUUAUGGGAAGUCCCUGAUUUAUCAAGUCAUACCAUUCGUCAAUGAUUAUCUGAUGGACCAGCUCACUUUACCAAGUUGCAUUCUUGUUGUAACUCCGUUGCAGUCUUUAAUGCUCGACCAAGUAUCAAAGCUUAGAGCAUUGGGUAUCAAUACGGCUGCCAUAUAUGCUGAUCAGUCAGAGGAAGUGCUGCUAGAAAUUGAAAAUGGCGGGGUAUAUAAUAUAAUAUUCACGUCACCCGAAUCAAUGUUGGCAACAUGUCGAUGGCGACGAUUUCUGUCCUCCACUGCAUUCAAGGAUUAUUGUGUCUGCGUUGCAUUUGAUGAAGCCCAUUGUAUAGCACAAUGCAAGUAUGUUAGCAAUGACACCAAGUUUGAGGUCCUAUUUUCAGAGUUGCUGGAUGAAUUGGCAGAAAAGGGUGUUGAAACAAUAAGGACUAUAAUCUUCUGUCAAACAAGAAACCAGUGUGCUCUUAUUUGGAGGACAUUCCAGCUGAAACUUGGGGAAAUGUUGUAUGCUGAUAGCAGUUCCAAUCUUCGAAGCAGGUUGGUGGAAAUGUUUCAUGCUGGUACUCCAUCUUCUGUCAAGGAGCAUGUGCUGAAAGAGGUUGGCGCUGAAAAAAGUUAUCUUCGAAUUUUAGUUGUGACAACAGCCUUUGGAAUGGGUAUCGAUUGCAAGCAAGUGCACAGGGUUGUACACUUUGGUCCCGCAAAAAGCAUUGAGGCAUAUAUUCAAGAAUGCGGCAGAGCUGGACGUGAUGGACAGAUUAGCUUCUGUUAUCUACUGUACAAUGGAUUUCUAACAAGUCAUUGUCAGUCUGACAUGAAGGAAUAUGUCACAAGUGAUAAAUGUAGGCGAAAGAAUAUUGAGAGCAUUUUCCCUGGCAGUCAUCCCAUAGCUACUACUCUUGGUUGUUUGUGCUGUGAUGUUUGUCUCUUGAAAUGUUCUUGUACCAUCCCAUGCUCUGCACAAAUCCUUCAUUUCUCAAAAAAGGAGGUUGUACCAGUCCCAACAAGAGUGAGAUUAGUAACACAGCAGCAAAAAGAUGAUCUGCUGAUGAGGCUUCUAUCAUUAAAGAAUGUUUUCAAACAAGAGUUCACCACAUAUCAAGAAAAAUCUACACCAAAGGUCAUGAUGGAGUUUACAGAUUUCCAUAUCAAUCAGAUUAUGCAGUGCUGCCAUCAUCUGUUCAAUCUCGAUGAUGUCCUAUCAAAAAUAGAAAUAUGGCGAAUGAAACAUGCAUCCCUGAUUUUCCAGUUAUUGAAUGGAACGUUUGGUGAUAUGGAAGUCCCUGAUGAUUUGAACCCUGAUGCAACAUCAUUUGAUCAUCUUGAAGAUGAAAUUGAAGACCACUGGCUUGACAUAAGGGAUGAUUCUGAUAUUAUGUCAUUUGGUGAUGUGGAUGUUGGUGAAAUUGACAGAGCCAUUGAAUCAAUUGACCAGUCUGGGACUCAAGAUCAUUCAUUGGGAUCUAUCAUUGAUUACCAUGGGGUGAAACCUUUCAUUCAUGAUGAAAAUGAUGAGCCAAUGGAG
Molecule: messenger RNA, 1710 nt
Organism: Rhopilema esculentum
Lineage: Eukaryota; Metazoa; Cnidaria; Scyphozoa; Rhizostomeae; Rhizostomatidae
Source: RefSeq, a predicted model, not a curated record